Molecule: messenger RNA, 3473 nt
Organism: Oncorhynchus gorbuscha (pink salmon)
Lineage: Eukaryota; Metazoa; Chordata; Actinopteri; Salmoniformes; Salmonidae
Gene: tab3
Product: TGF-beta activated kinase 1 (MAP3K7) binding protein 3
Exons: 8
Coding region: 510-2369 (619 amino acids)
Cellular component (GO): extracellular exosome
Molecular function (GO): ubiquitin binding
Source: RefSeq, a predicted model, not a curated record
GGAAUAGGGAAGUGGGUUAUUAAUGAUUGUAGGGUUAGAUGGUAGGAUAUUUGUUUAUUUUUUUCCCCCAUACAAAGUAAAGGGGAUUUAUACCCCAGUCUAGUUGAUGGCGGUAAUGCAACGUUUACUGUAUGUCAACCGCCGUUAAACCUCAUCGAAGAACAAGGGCGCAAAAUACAACUUCCUGGUUUGAUCAACUGUGAGUGACAUCUUUCGCGAUACAGGCAAUUUCGUGCGUUGUAUUGACGACGGCCUUGUCUUGGAAUGUAACAUAAUCGCUUUAUCCAUCAAGAGUGAAAUACAUAUUCGUCUGCCACUUUCGGAAAAUAUCACAUUUACGUGCUUUCUCUUAAACGUUAUAAUGGUCCAUGACAAGAGUGAGUAAGCUCAUGAGGAGCCGCUGAACAAAGCUGCCAAAAAGCCUCCUUCCUUUCGAAUGGGAUGAGAGAAGCACAGGUGCAGCAGCAGCAUUUACGGCUGUGGGGUCAGUGACUCUCUGUGAGCUCAGGAUGGCGCAGGGAGGCCCUCCGCUAGACUAUCACGUCCUGCAGGACCUCAAGCAGCGCUUCCCCGAGAUCCCAGAGGGAGUAGUGUCCCAGUGCCUUCUGCAGAACAACAACAACCUGGAUAUAUGCUGCCGCCUACUGGCUCAGGAGAGUAACAGAUACCUCUAUGGGGAGUUCCACAGUCCAGAGGAGGUUCGCCUGAGCCGGAACCACAUGCUGCACAUCCAGUUGGGCUACCCUCCCCCGGAGGUGGGCAAGUCCAACGGGGGUGGGCGCUCCCUGGUGCACAGCUCCAGCGACGGUCACAUCGAGCUUCCGCGGGCCGGCUUCCAGGAACCCCUCUCGGCCCCCGCCACCAUGGCACCCUCGCCGGGGUACAACCCCUUCUUCAUGAAGGAGCACGGGGGGCGCUCAGCCAGCACCCCCACCCCUCCUCCCAUGCAGGGCAUGUCCCCUACCUACUCCCCCGUUCCCCGCUACACCAUGAACCCCAUCACGGUCACCCUCUCCCAGAACCUUCCCAAUGCCCCCCAGGCCCUGCAUAUCCCCGUCGGUCACUAUGGCAACAGUGGCGGCAAUGCCCUCUAUCUCCGUCCCUCGCCCUCCCAGAGCCCCCAGCCCUCUCCUUGGCCUUCGCCCGGGCAGCCUGUGUAUCAGCCCUCGCCCUACGCCACUCCCACCUACCAGUCCCCCUAUAGCUCACCCCAGCACCAGCCCCACCAAGUGCAACCCCAACAGCAGGUACAGCACCAAGUCCAACACCAGCACCAGCCCCACCCCCAGCACCAGCAGACCCAUGUCUUCCUGCCAAUCAGCCCUCCCACCCUGGCCAGCAUGCCCUACCACCAGCACCACCAACAGCAGCAGCCCAUCUACCGGCCCUACCUGCCCAAGAGCUCCCUGAAGAACCAGAUCGAGAUCACCUUGGAGGGCACACGGCCCCGCAGCAACUCCCCCGUCCACUGUCCCCCGGGCCAGACGCUCUACAUGGCCACAAGCCCCUCACCCAGCUCACCCCAGCGAGGCCUUAGUGGCGGGGGCCCCGCCGCAUUCCACCCUGGGGUCUACCUGCACCAGGGCCCCACGCGGCCCAGACCUGCCUCCUCGCCCCAGCCAGGCAGCCAGGCGGGCUACACCUUUAAGAUCAAAGUGUCCCCAGGCCAGGCCCAGCAGAGGCCCCCCUCAGGCUCCCCUCCCGUGUCCUCCCCUCCUGAGUCUCUGCUCAACAUGGUGGACCAGGGGGAGCACCAUGCGCUGGCCCCGGCGCCUAUCCUGCCCAUCUCAGCUCUGCCCGGUAACAUCGCCAGCCACAUCGCCAACCGCAUGCCCCGCCGGUCCAGCUCAGGCUCCGAUGACUACGCUUACACCCAGGCUCUCCUGCUGCACCAGAGGGCCCGGAUGGAGCGUCUACUGAAGGAGCUGCUCAUGGAGAGGAAGAAAGUGGAGCAGCUGAAGGCAGAUGUCAACGACAUGGAGUACGACGCCCUCCAGAGACGCUUCAGACGAGUCAACAGCAGCAGCCUCAUCCCCCGGCCUGAAGAGAUGACCCGAUUACGCAGUCUGAACAGACAGCUUCAGAUUGAUAUCGACUGCACCCUGAAGGAGACGGAUCUGCUGCAGUCUAGAGGGAAGUUUGAUCCGAAAGCCGAGAACAACUUUUAUAAGAACAUACAGACCGGUCCGGUGGUACCACCCAAGCCAGGAAGGAAAGAGGUGGAGCGGAAAGCCAAGCCUGUAGCUGCGGGGCCCCCUCAGAGGGACGAGGACUUUGAGGGAGCCCAGUGGAGCUGUGAAGAAUGCACCUUCCUCAACCACCCUGCACUCAACCGCUGUGAACAGUGUGAGAUGCCGCGCUACACCUGAACCUUGCCCAGCCCACUCCAGCCCUAUCCCGGAUAGUAGUCACCCCCCCACCCUUACUUCCUCCAUCCCUGUAAACUCCUCCUCCAAUUGGUCCCUGCCCAUGGCUUUGUGUGAUAACCCUCCCCCCUGCACUUUGACCCUUGCUUCCAUUGGAGGAAAGCAUUUUUACAGGAGAGGAUAGCAGGAGACUGUUCUCAUGGCAACCUAAAAAGGAGGGACUAGCUGUCAGUGGGUGUGGCUACAACUACUGGAGCGUUGUUUUUAAAAUAAGCAGGAAGAGGAGGCGUGGUUUACAGAGUGAACAUUCCGUUGCAGAAUGAAUGACUGCCCUGUUUACACGACUGAGCCCAUUCCCAAACCCCGUGGACGAACGCAGGCGCUUCUUACAGUGGGACAUUCCUCUACAAAUGGCCAGGGCUGCACUCUGACAGUGGGACAAUGCAAUGGCUAAAAGAAAGGGUCUGGUGAACUCAUCCUAAUGUAGAUUAUACACUGUAUCAGCUCUGUACCAAGAGCUCCUCCUUUCAUCAAAUGAAGAACACUAAAGAGACUUGCAUAUGAAUAUAGUCCUGGUACUUGUAUGCAUAUUAUGCCCAACACUGUAUUCCGUGUUAAAAAGAUGUCCAUUUUCCUGUGCAAAUGCCUCAAGUUGCUGUACUUAAUAAAGGAGCUGAUUCUAUGUGACUGUUGCUUUACACCUGGAAUAUUUCCUGUAGUCUCGUUUUUUCUUUUUCCUGUAGUUUGUGGCAUUUUAGUUUAAUGGUCCAAUAUAGUUGUUUUUAGCUUAAUAUCUAAUCAUUUCUGGGUAACAAUUGAAGUACCUUACUGUGAUUUUGUUUUUACAUUUAAAUGGUCAAAAGAAACAGCAAUUUUGCAAGUGCUAUCUAGGAUUGGUCUGAGUAGAGGGGAAAGCUGAACUCGUUUUAAUUGGCAAAGGUUUGAGGGCAUUAUCAUUUUCACAAGUUCACAGUAUUAUUCCAACCUUGUGUGGAAAUGUAUGUAAAACACAGAAUCUAGAUUUAGACUGCACUGGGCCUUGAAUGCGCUACUGCUUGCUUUGACUGGGUUGUCCCCUAAUGCAAAUUAAACACGUCUUUUUCAUGA